AGCUGACGGCGAAGAAACGUGCUGAACAACUUUUGUUUAUGAAGCCAUUAUUGUAAAAACACUGCUUGGGUUUUGCAACGUAAAUAAGCAAAUCAAGAGAUGGUACAAGAACCAGAAAGUGGUUGUAUAUCUUUGCCACAGAAGCGGUAUUACCGACAAAGAGCACAUUCAAACCCAAUUGCAGACCAUUGUUUUGACUAUCCAGCUCAUCCGAAUGAUGUUAAUUGGAAAGAGUUGUAUCCAAACGUAGCGGACAAUCAAUAUGUAGAAUUCGCGGACAUUGGCUGCGGUUAUGGUGGGUUUCUUGUCACUCUUGGGGAAAUGUAUCCUGAUCGGUUAGCAAUAGGACUGGAAAUUCGAGUUAAAGUUUCAGACUAUGUCAUGGAUCGCAUCAAAGCACUGCGUACUCUCCAUGCGGGGAAAUAUAACAACAUUGCCUGCUUACGUACAAAUGCCAUGAAAUAUUUACCCAACUAUUUCCGCAAGGCGCAGUUAGACAAAAUGUUUUUCUUGUAUCCAGAUCCACAUUUCAAGCGCGCCAAGCACAAGUGGCGCAUCAUAAACCAGGCUCUACUCUCAGAAUACGCGUAUGUAUUACGAAAGGGUGGACUUGUUUACACAAUGACGGAUGUUGAAGAUCUUCAUAAAUGGAUUGUACAGCACAUGUUACAACACCCUCUGUACGAGCGGCUAACAAAUGAUGAAGAGAACGCCGAUCCAAUUACACCAAAGUUGUAUCAGAGCAGCGAAGAAGGUGCAAAGGUUGUGCGUAAUAAAGGGGCCCAUUUUUUGGCAAUUUUUAGACGAAUUUAGGAUUCUAUUAAACAUUUUCCAAUUAAGAAACACAUUUCAA
Molecule: messenger RNA, 853 nt
Organism: Anastrepha obliqua
Lineage: Eukaryota; Metazoa; Arthropoda; Insecta; Diptera; Tephritidae
Product: tRNA (guanine-N(7)-)-methyltransferase
Exons: 3
Coding region: 100-813 (237 amino acids)
Biological process (GO): tRNA methylation; RNA (guanine-N7)-methylation
Cellular component (GO): tRNA methyltransferase complex
Molecular function (GO): tRNA (guanine(46)-N7)-methyltransferase activity
Source: RefSeq, a predicted model, not a curated record